Molecule: messenger RNA, 1108 nt
Organism: Cicer arietinum (chickpea)
Lineage: Eukaryota; Viridiplantae; Streptophyta; Magnoliopsida; Fabales; Fabaceae
Product: short-chain dehydrogenase reductase ATA1
Source: RefSeq, a predicted model, not a curated record
CAUCGUUUUUUAACUCAGUUCUAUAAACAUUUCAUUAUCAAUAUAUAAUAUCAUCUGAUUGUUGAAUAAUAGAGCUGAAAAAAGGUCAGAUUGCAGGAAUAAAAUGGAGCCACAUGUGACUCAAAAUCUAGAAACUCAAAAUUCAUCUCCAAAAAGGCUAUUGGAUAAGGUUGCAGUUAUAACUGGUGGUGCAAGAGGAAUAGGUGCAGCCACAGCAAAACUAUUUGCAGAAAAUGGUGCACAUGUAAUCAUAGCUGAUGUUCUAGAUGAUGAAGGUACGAAAGUUGCUGAAUUAAUUGGUGGCCUCUACAUACAUUGUGAUGUGUCCAAAGAAUCAGAUAUUGAAUCAGCAAUUAACCUUUCAAUAUCAUGGAAAGGACAUUUAGAUAUAAUGUUCAACAAUGCUGGAAUUGCUGGCUAUGAAGGAAGAAGCAUAACAACUAUUGACAUGGAAAAACUAUCUCAUUUACUUUCAAUUAAUCUCUUUGGAACUAUACAUGGAAUCAAACAUGCUUCAAAAGCAAUGAUCAAAGGUAAAAAAGGAGGUUCAAUUAUAUGUACUUCAAGUACAGCUUCAAUAAUGGGUGGAUAUGCAUCACAUGCUUAUACAAUGUCAAAAGCAGCAAUGGAUGGAUUAAUGAGAAGUUGUGCUUGUGAAUUAGGAGUACAUUUAAUUAGGGUUAAUUGCAUUUCACCACAUGGUGUUCCUUCUGAAAUGCUACUUAAUGCUUUUAAGUGUUUUGGUAAAGUUGAUAUUACUUGUGAAGAAUUAAGUGAGUUUAUUGGGAAGAAAGCAAGUUUGCUUAAAGGAAGAGGUGCAACUAUUGAAGAUGUUUCACAAGCUGCUCUGUUUUUGGCUAGUGAUGAAUCUGGAUUUAUAACUGCUCAUAAUCUUUUUGUUGAUGGAGGGAUUACAUCUGCUAAUAGUCUUAACAGUUUCAUCUACCAAGAUCCUAAAUGAAGAGAAAAUUAAUGACAAUUAAUAAAGUGAAAAGUAGGUUGUUUUUAAAUUGGAGUUGAUGCUCUAAAAUUGCCUAUUAUAUGAUAUAAUAGUUCUUUUCUUUUCUUUAAGAUAUUCAAUAGAUGAGAAUAAUAUAUAGUUGCAUUA